AUGGAAAUAACGACAUACGACGAUAUAGAAACAGUUAAGUUUGUUCAUGGUCCAAAGUAUAAGUUGAAUUCGCAAAAAACGGAGAUAUUGGUCUGCAAUGAACUUAAAUAUUUUGUUCUUGCUUACGAAUAUCAGAUUAAUAUCUAUAAAGUUGAUGAUAUAUUGGAAUUAGAAAGUGGUUCUAUUUAUUUUAAAAGGGAUUUUGGAGAGUAUGAUUCUAAGAUAAUAAAGUCAUGGAUAGUUACUUCAGAAUAUGGCAGUAUAGAAGGCCUAACCAUUGAUGCAACUGAAACAAUAUUAACAGUAAUAACUUCUAAAGUCAUUUUAUUUUAUGAUCUAAGUGAUCUUGAAGAAUAUGGUCCAUGGCAAAUCUUGGAACAUACACAUAUUACUGACUUGAAAUGGACACAAAAAAGUGAUAUCAUUAUAAUAGACUCUGUUGGUAAUUCCUUCAUAUAUCAUUAUACAGAGAAAUCAAAUUGUUUUAAGAAAAUCCAGUUGUUUCAAAGAGAUGGCAUAAAGUGCAGAUUUAUAGAAAGUUUUAACAGUGAUUCUUGCAAUAUAGCAUUUAUUGUUGUUACCUCCAAUCCUACUGGUUUUAUUUUAAUUAAUAAGUUCCAAUAUGAAGAAAUGAUCAGUCAUACAGAAUAUUUAUUUGAAAUACCGGAUACUUGUUAUGUCAUGCUUAAAGAUAUUAUAGAAUCCUGUGAGGAGAAUUUCAUUGAUAUAGACGAGGAAAAGAACUACUCUCAGUUCCAAAUUUUGGCUAUAAAAUAUUUAGAUGGAGUUGAAUCUUGUUCGAUUGCUUUUAUUCUAGCAGGUGGCUCAAAUUAUAUAGAUGGUUAUGUUUUAAUAGGCUCAAUUAAUAAAUAUUGUGAUUUUACUAUAAAUUUUUACUCGAUAAACGACUUAAGUUUUGAUGAUAUUUUUUCUCAAAACUUCGAAACCCUUAAAGAUAUAAAGUGUACAUUAAUUUGGGUUAAAGAAUGGUAUUUACUAUUUGUUGGUUCACCCAUUUUUUCACAAGUAGUUCUGUUUUCACCUAGUAAAAAGUAUAUUUUAAAUUUUGAGUAUCAAAAUAGAAGUGAAGAUAUGUCGAAUGAGUGGUAUAGAUUGGGAAUGUGCGAAGGUUAUGAUCUAAACACUACAGACUUUGAAAUUGGAGUAUGUAACGUUGAAAUUUGUAAAUGUACUUCUGCUUCAAUUAAAGAUCCAAAGGCAACUGCGGAUACACAACCUAUUAAGAAUCCACCUGUAGUAUUUAUUUCACAAACAGAUGGAAAUAUUGUAGCUCAUUACAUUGGUGGAAAUGCUAAUUUUUCAUCUCUAAAGCAUGAUCAACUUAAUACUGUCUCUUUGAUAUCGUUGAAUCCUAUAUCUCGGAAUUUAUUACUCUUAUCAAAACAUGAAGAUAUUACAAAGACUCCUAGUGUAGAUCCUAGUAAGAAGUCAGAUUUUGAGAAUUCACCUAAAACUGAAGAUAAUAAGAAGGAUUUGCCAUUAUUAUUUAACAUAGAAGCUACUAUAAGUCAUUUUAGCUGUGAAAAAGUUCAUUCACUUUGUGAAUUGGCUUCAUCCUCAACUUUAGAAACAAGGAAUGAUAACCCUGAAACGAAUAUCAGUGAACUUCUAAAGCUUUAUAAAGAUAGUAUAGAGAGUAAUUUGACUGACAAUAACUUUAAACAGGUAGAGAUGAGUUUUUUUAAUGUAAUGGAAAGUAUCGAAGACCGUAUGAAAUUACUUGACUCCAAAAUUCAGCUUUUGUCUGAUGAUUAUGUAGCUCAGCUAUCAAAUAGAGAAUGUAAGUCUAUAUUUGAAAAAUAUGAUAAAAUAAUUAGUAAUAUUAAAGCUAAACUCCCGGAUAAUGAACUUUUUGAUACCUUACUUAGGAAAGGUGUCGAGUUGAAUGAACAAGAGAGACAGCUUGGACAGCUUUAUGCAUUAUUGAUGAGAAAAUUUACGGAUGAAAUGUACGAUAAUUUAAACAGUAGAUUGAUUCGUGAUAAAUUUAAGGGUAAUGAGCUAACCUCUAACCAGUUUUCUUUAUUCUUCCAGCUUAAUAAAGAGGAAUUAGAUUUUACUUCUUUAGAUAUAAAUUGUACCAAUACAAAUAAACUUAGAGAACAAAUUUUGAUUACAGAAAGGCAAAGUUUAAAACUUGUAUCACGAAUAACGCAAGUAAUUAACUUUUCAGAGAGAAUCAAGGAGAGGUGCUCAAAUUCAAGUUUAAUUUUACCACCGCCAGCAAUGAGUAGAAACUCAUAUAGUACAAAUGUUCAAAGGGGUUCAUUGAUGAUUUGUCCAGAUUCCGUAUUUGUUGAUGAUUCAAGCUCUGAGGGUACAACUGAUCCAUUGUGUGAUAUAAAUAUCUCAUCUACUGUAAAUGUCAAUACUAAUAUGAGUUCUAGAGGUAAUUUUGAGAAGAGCUACAGGUCUCCUUUUAUGCAGAUACCUACAAGAACUAGCUGUUUGUCUGAUAUAAUAAAAAAUAUUUCGACUUCAAUAGGCUCAAAAGAUGUUGGUUCAAGAUCUGCAAAGGCACUAUAUAAUGUUAAUGCUGAUUUGUACUCAAAUAAGAGAGUCUCACCAUCAACAUCAAAUAUAAGCAACUCAUCUAGAUUUUGCAAUCUUAGGUUGAAACCUUUUCGCGACAAUAAGACUCCUAACAGAUAUUUCACUAUGCAUACCCUAAAAGAUAAUACUUUUAAGGUGCCACAAAAAAAUAUCCCAUUCUUCCCAAUAAAGUGGACACCCAAUUCAGCAAAAGGUAUUGAAGAUUUCCUUAGUCCAGAUAAACCUGGCUUUAUUACUAGCUCCCCUAAAUUUACAGAAGGAAGUAAAUUUUCCUUUUUAAAUCAGAUGUCGCAGAACUCUUCUGGUUCUAUUUAUGAAUCUUUGGAAUGCUGUAUUAAAGCUUGUAAUAAAUACCUUGAUAGUAUUGAAGAUCAAUGUAUCAUUGCGAGAGGUUCUCUUGAUUUUCUUAGGAGAGAAAGUUUAGGUUCAGAUCUAUCAACUAAAUGCAUGCACUUGAACUUAAAUCAUGAUUACUCAAACUUAAAUAGUGAGUCAUACCAAAAUAUAAUGAAUGCUCAAUUAUUAUUAUUCCAGAAUUCUUCAAAGCAAAGGAAUAUACACUAUAGGCAAAAACUUGCUCUUUUGUUAAGUAGUCAGAACUAUCAGAAAAGAGAGGAGGGAAUUGAAGAUGAAAAUCUACCUUGUUUUGGUACUAAAGAUAUUUCAAAAAAUCAAAACACUAGUGCUUCAUUUAAUACUGACAAUUCAAUAUUUGGAAAUAAUAUGUUUACAAGUAUGUCAUUAAAAUCUACACUAAAUUGCUCCGAGGUUCCUACGAAAGAUAAACUCCAUAUAGAUCAUUUUCCAAGUAAUUCAAUGAUAUACAAAAAAAUAGAGACUCCUAACUUAUUUAAAAUUAAUACCUUGCAAAAUAUCAAAGUUGAAGAUUUUAAAUUUUCUGCCAAGUCAGACUCUUUUGAAACUAUAACACCAAAGCCACUUGAAAACCAUUCUACUAUUUCAUUUUCAUUUAAUACUUCUAAUGAAGUUGAUAAUACUCCAGUUCUUACUAGCAGUUUCACUCUUAAAGAUAUAGUGAAUACUGAAGUGAGUAGCAAUCCAAAAGAAAUAUUUACUAGUCAAUUACUUGGGAUUGACUUAGAACAAUCAUGUUCUCCACCAACAGAAAAAAUUCAAGAUAAAGAAGUGUUAGGAACUCAUGACCAGAUUGGCUCCAAAGAUUCGAUUUCAAUACAUGAAAACCAAGAUAAACCAGAACAUGAACCUUGUACUGGAGAUUUGGGUUCAUCCUCAUCAAUAAAAUUAACUACAAAUACUAUAAACUCAACUUCCCCUCAAGAUCAUCUUUUUAAUUCCAAUAUAUCUAUUAAAAGUUGUGAAAUUCCAACCGUUACAAAGACUAAUUUGGCUGAAUCAUUGAACUCAUGCACAUAUUCUGAAAUUAAGUUAAAAGAUAAAUCUGAGACAAGUGAAUCAAAUGCUGAAACUUCACUUCUUAAUACCUUACAAUUUUCUGAACAGGAUCUGUUGGACAAAACUACACCUACUUUUAUAUUAGAUUCCUCUACACAAGACAAUAAGGUGACUGAAACUUCUAAUAAGCCAGUUGGUUUAUUUACCUCGGAUCUAGAACCAAGUAACAAUAUACCCCUAACUAAUCUGAACUUCCUUGAUAAAGAUAAGUCGAAUCUAUUGUCCAAUACGACUCCAUCAAUUUCAAGCAAUAUAUUUGGCUCUUCAAUAUCACAGACAUUUUCUUUGAACACCUCUAAUACUGUGCCAAUUGCUUCACCUAAAGAAAAUAAUGGUCUACUUGAUAUUAUAGGAGGGAUACCAAAGACUGAAUGCUCAGAAAAUUCGAUGGUACUAGGUGGGAGAUUUGGAGGUUUUGGCACUAUGUUUAACACUGGUCUUGCACCAUCUAUUUCAGGUUUUGGAUCUUCACAGUUCUUAUCUGGUCCAUUCAGUAACAAUAAUUCUAGCUCACCUUCCUCUAAUGAAACAUCCCAAUCUCUUCUUUCUUCACUAGGGCCAUCACAUCAAAGCUACUCCUUUGGUCUCUCAUCAUCUAAUUUGAAUUCAUAUACUCCCUUUACAUCUGAACCAUCUACUAAUAUACAAACUGGAGGAUUUGCUUCCCUAUCUUCAGAGUACCGGGGUUUCUCAGCACUUACAUCACAAAAUUCAGGCACUUUUGGUUCAAACUCUUCUACAAGUCAGUUUAACUUUGCACCACCACUUAAACCACGCCAAGUUAAUAAACUUGACUAG
Molecule: messenger RNA, 4806 nt
Organism: Cryptosporidium muris RN66
Lineage: Eukaryota; Apicomplexa; Conoidasida; Eucoccidiorida; Cryptosporidiidae
Exons: 1
Coding region: 1-4806 (1601 amino acids)
Source: RefSeq, a predicted model, not a curated record